AGCAUCAACAGAGGAGUUUAAAAUGAGAGCCAUGUUCAAAAAGGAUAAAAUUCUUUCAUUGCCUGGAGAAGAGUCAUAACUCAAGUGAUUCACUGAAGGAGGAUCCAGGAUGUCUGGGCGUGGCAAGAAGCUAGCAAAGCCUGCAACCAGGGAACUAAAAAACAAGAGUGCAAAAGCAGGUUUGCAGUUCCCAGUGGGCCGCAUUGGACGCCUUUUGAGACGGGGUCGGUAUGCAGAAAGAGUGGGUGUUGGAGCCUCAGUGUACAUGGCGGCCGUGUUGGAAUAUCUGACGGCAGAGCUACUGGAGCUGGCAGGAAAUGCUGCUCAUGAAAACAAGAGGCAACGAAUUGGGCCACGCCACAUCCAGUUGGCGAUCAGAAGCGAUGAUGAGUUGAACAAGCUUUUUGCACAUGUGACCAUUGCUGAAGGUGGAGUUCUCCCCCACAUCCAUGCUCUGCUUCUUCCAAAGAGAACAGCACAGUUCACUGUUCCACAGGAGGAACUAAGGGGACCUGACCUCAUGUGACUUUUCUUUCUCUUACUGUAUGAAAAAGCUCCUUGUCCUUUUCAUGUAGCACUUUCGCUAGGAAGAGCUCUAUAUUAAUGUGCUUUAAUAAUAUUUUUGUAAU
Molecule: messenger RNA, 629 nt
Organism: Lacerta agilis (Sand lizard)
Lineage: Eukaryota; Metazoa; Chordata; Lepidosauria; Squamata; Lacertidae
Product: histone H2A, sperm-like
Exons: 2
Coding region: 110-526 (138 amino acids)
Cellular component (GO): nucleosome
Molecular function (GO): structural constituent of chromatin; protein heterodimerization activity; DNA binding
Source: RefSeq, a predicted model, not a curated record